Colletotrichum gloeosporioides is the source of this 3270-nucleotide messenger RNA. Its product is annotated as Regulator of nonsense transcripts 1-like. The transcript has 2 exons. The record is from RefSeq and is a predicted model, not a curated record. Gene Ontology annotation, cellular component: cytoplasm. Gene Ontology annotation, biological process: nuclear-transcribed mRNA catabolic process, nonsense-mediated decay. Bases 1 to 3270 code for a protein of 1089 amino acids. NCBI's taxonomy places the organism in Eukaryota, Fungi, Ascomycota, Sordariomycetes, Glomerellales, Glomerellaceae. Gene Ontology annotation, molecular function: ATP binding; zinc ion binding; RNA binding.
AUGGAAGGCGCAUUUACGCACUUGGGGAACCACCUCAUAAACGACAGCACUGCAGCGAUCAAGGCCGGCGCCGACGACUUUACCGGCAUCGACCCCGACGAAAGCCUUCUCUACGGGAAGUUUGGCGGCCGCGGUGGUCGCCGCCGCGCCGAUGACGAUGACAACCAAACGGAGCUGUACGACGAUGAUGACAACGAUAGCUUGACGAGCAUGCCCGUCGGGACCAUGAAGGAUCUGAACCUCGGCAGACCUCAGGAAGAAGAUAGGGAGCUUCCACCUCACGCCUGCGCGUAUUGUGGAAUCCACUCACCGAGUUCCGUCGUGAAGUGCCUUGGCUGCAACAAGUGGUUCUGUAGCGCUCGUGGCAACGCAACUUCAAGCCAUAUCGUUAACCAUCUUGUCCGAGCUCGUCACAAAGAGGUCCAGCUUCACCCUGAGUCGACUUUGGGCGAUACCGUCCUCGAAUGCUACAACUGCGGAACCAAGAACGUCUUCCUCUUGGGUUUCAUCCCUGCCAAGUCAGACACCGUUGUCGUGCUUCUUUGCCGCCAGCCAUGCGCCGCCAAUACGUCCUCCAAGGACAUGAGCUGGGAUACCUCGCGAUGGCAGCCCCUGAUCGAGGAGCGAGCCUUCCUGACCUGGCUUGUCGCGACUCCUUCCGAUGCCGAGCAACUCCGUGCACGACACCUGACCCCGCCUAUGAUUGCAAAGCUAGAGGAGAUGUGGAAGGAUAACUCUACCGCGACCGUUGCCGACCUCGAGAAAGCCAACAGCAUCGAUGACGAUCCUCACCCCGUCCUGCUCAAGUACGACGACCCGUACCACUACCAGAACAUUUUCGGUCCACUGGUCAAGAUGGAGUCCGACUACGACAAGAAACUCAAGGAGGCCCAAUCUGAGGACGGUCUGACAGUUCGCUGGGAUUACGGUCUCAACAACAAGCACCUUGUCAGCUUCGAGCUCCACAAGAUAGAAUCUGGGGACGUGAAGCUGGCGGUCGGUGACGAGAUGCGUCUGCGAUACAAGGGAGAGCUUCGUCCUGCGUGGGAGGGAGUCGGCUAUGUCAUCAAGAUUCCCAACAAUCAGUCUGAUGAAGUCACUCUGGAGUUGCGAAAGGCAGGCAACGAGAAGACGGUCCCGACCGAGUGCACUCACAACUUCUCUGCCGACUACGUGUGGAAGGCUACAUCGUAUGAUCGCAUGCAGUAUGCGAUGAAGACUUUUGCUGUCGACGACAUGAGUGUCUCCGGAUACAUCUUCCACAAGCUUCUCGGUCACGACGUGGCGGUUGCGCCUCAGAAGACGACUAUGCCUAAGAAGUUCAGCGUCCCGGGCCUUCCCGACCUCAACACUAGCCAGAUUGCCGCUAUCAAGGCCGUAUUGUCCACUCCGCUUAGCUUGAUUCAGGGCCCUCCCGGAACUGGCAAGACUGUGACUUCAGCGACCAUCAUCUACCAUCUUUGCAAGAUGAACAACGGCCAAGUUCUGGUCUGCGCUCCGUCCAACGUCGCUGUCGACCAACUCUGCGAGCGUAUUCACCGCACCGGUCUCAAGGUUGUCCGUCUUACAGCCAAGUCGCGCGAAGACGUAGAGUCCUCUGUGAGCUUCCUUGCCCUCCACGAGCAGGUCCGUAUGAACGACAGCAACGGAGAGCUUGUUAAGCUUGCACAGCUCAAGAGCGAAUUGGGCGAGUUGUCCAGUCAGGAUGAGAAGAAGUUCAAACAGCUCACCAAGGCCGCUGAGAGGGACAUCCUUCACAAUGCGGAUGUCGUCUGCUGCACUUGCGUUGGGGCUGGCGACCCCCGUCUUUCCAAGAUGAAGUUCCGCAACGUUUUGAUCGACGAGUCUACCCAGUCCGCUGAGCCGGAGUGCAUGAUCCCCUUGGUUCUUGGCUGCAAGCAAGUCGUGUUGGUUGGUGACCACAAGCAAUUGGGCCCUGUCAUUAUGAACAAGAAGGCAGCAAAGGCUGGCCUGAACCAGUCCUUGUUCGAACGUCUUGUCAACCUGCGCUUGGUGCCCAUCCGCCUCAACAUCCAGUACCGCAUGCACCCCUGCUUGUCUGAGUUCCCAUCCAACAUGUUCUACGACGGAUCCCUUCAAAACGGAGUUACACAUAGAGAGCGUCUUCGCCGCGACGUGGAUUUCCCCUGGCCUGUUGCGGACAUGCCGAUGAUGUUCUGGUCCAACCUUGGCAACGAGGAGAUCUCUGCAUCUGGUACAUCCUACCUGAACCGCACUGAAGCUUCCAACGUGGAGAAGGUUGUCACCCGCUUCUUCAAGGCUGGAGUGAAGCCCGGGGAUAUCGGUGUCAUCACUCCGUACGAGGGUCAACGAAGCUACAUCGUUAGCACCAUGCAGAACACUGGUACUUUCAAGAAGGAGAGCUACAAGGAGGUCGAAGUCGCGUCUGUCGACGCUUUCCAGGGUCGUGAGAAGGAUUUCAUCGUCUUGUCUUGUGUCCGUUCGAACGAUAACCAGGGCAUUGGUUUCUUAUCAGACCCACGUCGUCUCAACGUCGCCUUGACCCGUGCCAAGUACGGUCUUGUCAUCAUUGGCAACCCGAAGGUUCUUUCUAAGCACGAGCUCUGGCACCACCUUCUCGUUCACUUCAAGGAGCGAAAGUGUUUGGUUGAGGGCCCCUUGACCAACCUGCAAACCUCUCUUCUUCAGUUUGGCAAGCCGAGAACCGCUUAUCGCCAAAAGAUGAGCCAGCCUCCUCAGUUCAACGGCGGCGGCGGCGGUGGCGGGUUCCCCAACGGUAACCGCUUCAACGGCGCUGGUUCCACGCGUGACUUUGACUCGGGGUCGAUGAUGUCGUACAUUCCUGACGACGUUUCUUCCAUCCACAGCUCUCUCGGCGGUGCUGGCCUGAACACCACCUAUCCGCCAAUCUUCUCCAGCUUUACCCCUGAGCAAUGGCCUGGUCUGCCUGGAGUACCCGCAGCAGGCCGCUCUGGCAACAAGAGGGGUGGACGCGCGACUGAAAGCAUCGCCGGCGAGAGCGUUGCCAACUCCGAGUACACAGAUGCCAGCGCCAGCGUUAUCGGCGCCAAGGGUGUUGGCCAAGGCGGUGUCAGUUUGGGCGCCGGCCUCCAGGACGCUAUCCACGGAAUGCGGCCCGCGUCUUACAGCCACAGUGACCGCUUGAAGCAGUACGUCGAGAGCGGUGGUCGCAUGGGAACCGGCAACGGUUACGCCCGCCGGUACGACGACGACGAGAAGAGCGUUAGCACUGCCUUCCACAGCCAGAUUGGUGGCGGCUUCGACUGA